ACAAUCUUUCUGGGAUAAACUUUGUGUUCAUCUAUAAUAAAAAUUAAAACUGAUAUUUCAGAAUGAUGAAUCUUCUCAGAAAUGGCAAUAAGCUGUUCACAUUGAUAGGAUUUCAUCUUGCGCGAAUGGACUUUCUUGCACUAAAAGCGUUGAACGACAGUGCUAUGGUCAAACUACAUUUCCGGGAUCUGGAUUGGGAAAAGUAUAUUGCAAUUUACAUGAUGGCAAUUAGGAAAUUUAUUCUAAAACAAGAGUUUAAGUCAACAGCCCGACGGCGAUUAUCAAGGAUAAUCCAAAAUUGGAUAAUAGCGGUCAAUUUAUGGAAUGCGAUCGUUAAUGAAUUUUCAUGUACGGUGCAGAAGAAAAUGUUUAACACGUUGAAAAUAAAAAUUACUGAACGAAAUAUAAAAAAGGAUCCGAUAUUUGUCAGAAUGCCAACGCACGUUGACUUUCACCUUAAAGUUCAAGGCGAAAUCCUUUUAUUGCAUCGUAUUCUAUUCAGCAUGAGUAUUAUAAAUCUGAAACUCAAUCGUUCUUACGGAAAAGAUGUUAAGCUUCCAUUAGCUCCCGAACUCACUUCAUUUGUAAUGUACUUAUAUUUUGCUCAUAUUUUACUACUCCACGAAAGCCUGCUACAAACAAUCAGAAAACAAUUCCCGGAGCAAAUAUACCAAUUAAUAAAAUCCUACUUAAACAGCAGAAGUAUGAGCAGACAAUUAGGAGAAGGUUAUUCUACAUGCGAAGACGACACAAAAAUGUUAAAUAAAGUUUUUCUUCUUGCAGAUAUUUACCGAUCCAAAGGUGUAGAGUUAAACUGUGAUGCUGUAUGA
Molecule: messenger RNA, 830 nt
Organism: Bombus pyrosoma
Lineage: Eukaryota; Metazoa; Arthropoda; Insecta; Hymenoptera; Apidae
Exons: 3
Coding region: 63-830 (255 amino acids)
Source: RefSeq, a predicted model, not a curated record